Ipomoea nil (Japanese morning glory) is the source of this 1726-nucleotide messenger RNA. Its product is annotated as CBL-interacting serine/threonine-protein kinase 3-like. Gene Ontology annotation, molecular function: protein kinase activity; ATP binding. Lineage: Eukaryota; Viridiplantae; Streptophyta; Magnoliopsida; Solanales; Convolvulaceae. The transcript is spliced from 14 exons. Gene Ontology annotation, biological process: protein phosphorylation; signal transduction. The record is from RefSeq and is a predicted model, not a curated record. Bases 192 to 1514 code for a protein of 440 amino acids.
AAUUAAACUGUGAAAGAGAUGAGAGUAAAGGCCGCGGCUGCGGCCUAGCCUUCCUUCAUCAUUCUCACCAUAUAUCAUCAUCUCUAUUGUAUCUAUUAUCAAUCCCAAUUCCACCAUUAAGGCUCUGCUCAACACCCCUCAAUAGCACUUUUAGGGGGGAGUGUAUUGCAGUUGUAUAGAGUUAGUCAAUCAUGAGCCAGUCCAAAAUCAAGCGAAGAGUUGGUAAUUAUGAAGUGGGAAGGACGAUAGGCGAGGGAACAUUUGCCAAAGUUAAGUUUGGAAGGAAUUCCGAGACGGGAGAUGCUGUUGCUCUCAAGAUUCUUGACAAGGAUAAGGUCCUUAAGCACAAAAUGGCAGAACAGAUCAAGCGGGAAAUUGCUAUAAUGAAGUUGAUAAGACAUCCAAAUGUUGUUCGCUUGUACGAGGUGCUGGGAAGCAAGACCAAAAUAUACAUUGUUUUGGAAUUUGUUACUGGUGGAGAGCUUUUCGACAAAAUUGUAAAUCAUGGACGGAUGAAGGAAGACGAGGCUAGGAAGUAUUUUCAACAACUUAUUAACGCAGUUGAUUAUUGCCAUAGCCGAGGAGUCUACCACCGAGAUCUAAAGCCGGAAAAUUUAUUGUUGGAUGCUUCUGGAAACCUCAAAGUUUCUGAUUUUGGAUUGAGCGCUCUGUCCCAGCAAGUCCGGGAUGACGGGUUACUUCACACAACAUGUGGGACUCCGAACUAUGUUGCUCCGGAGGUUCUCAAUGAUCAAGGCUAUGAUGGUUCAACUGCCGAUCUCUGGUCCUGUGGAGUUAUUCUCUUUGUAUUGCUCGCUGGGUACUUGCCUUUCGACGAUUCUAAUCUUGUGAACUUGUAUAAAAAAAUUUCUUCAGCUGAAUUUACUUGCCCGCCAUGGUUCUCUUUCGGUGCCAUGAAGUUAAUUACCAAAAUCUUGGACCCGAACCCUGUAACCCGUAUAACAGUUCCCGAAAUUCUGGAAGAUGAAUGGUUUAAGAAAGAUUACAAACCGCCUGUUUUUGACGAGAAAGAAGAUGCAAACCUCGACGAUGUUGAAGCUGUUUUUCAGGAUUCUGAAGAGCAUCAUGUAACAGAGAAAAAGGAAGAGCAGCCAACUUCUAUGAAUGCAUUCGAGUUAAUUUCUAUGUCUAAAGGACUCAACCUCGGGAAUCUAUUCGAUGAGCAGGCACAGGGAUUCAAGAGAGAAACAAGGUUCACGUCAAAACGCCCAGCCAACGAGAUAAUCAGCAAGAUUGAAGAAGCUGCAAAGCCCCUCGGCUUUGAUGUUCAGAAAAAGAACUACAAGAUGCGGUUGGAAAACAUAAAAGCGGGAAGAAAAGGAAACCUUAAUGUUGCAACCGAGGUAUUCCAAGUUGCUCCUUCUCUGCAUAUGGUUGAAGUGCGAAAAGCAAAAGGGGACACAUUGGAAUUCCACAAGUUCUACAAAAAUCUUUCAACCUGCCUCGAUGAUGUGGUAUGGCGAACCGAAGAAGACAUGCAAGAAACAAAGUAGAACCCCUCUACCAGUUUUGGUACAUUGAAUUGAAUGGGAACAAGACAGAUUGUAUUUAAUUGUGAAGAAGAUUUGGUUUCCAUUUAAGCCUGUUUGAGAAUUGGCACCAAGGGAAUCAUCUGUAUUUAUUUGUGAUGUAGAUUGAUGGGAUAUGAUUGCUGUUGUAAACACAAAUGUUAUUGGCUCUUUGACACCAUUUUUGCUGCUGUCAA